AUGUCUUCUCCUUCUUCUUCGCUUCUUCAAAGGGCGGAAGUGCUCUCGCUUUUCCGGCACAUGUUUCGCUUGGCGAGAAAAAUGAAACGCGAUAGCCUUAAAGAGGCGGAAUACAUCACCUCGGAGUGCAAGAAUCGAUUCAGAGAAAACCGAUUCUUGAAAGACCAUGCGCACGUGCAAAAAGCGAUCGAUUACGCGAAAACGAGAAUUUUCUAUUGCAAAAACUACGGCAUCGCGUACGAGAGGAUGGCGAACGUGACGAGUUCAGGAGGUGGGGACGUGAAGAUUGUACACGAGGGGUUACGAGAGGAAGUUGGGAGCUACGAGAGCGUAGGUUUACCUAAAAAUGUCACAGCGGAGGAGGCGAGGAGAAAAGCGAGGGAGAAGAGGAGACGGAUGUCGGAGAGCUUAGAGGAAAGUAGGAGUCGCACAAGUGGGAGUGGUGGUAGUAGUAGCACGUAG
Messenger RNA from Bathycoccus prasinos, 462 nucleotides. RefSeq lists its product with no specific name. Bases 1 to 462 code for a protein of 153 amino acids. Gene Ontology annotation, cellular component: mitochondrion. The transcript has a single exon. The record is from RefSeq and is a predicted model, not a curated record. NCBI's taxonomy places the organism in Eukaryota, Viridiplantae, Chlorophyta, Mamiellophyceae, Mamiellales, Bathycoccaceae.